UGCAGCUAGGGAGAGGUGGAGAGAGAGGGCGAGCAGAGGAGGUUACUUUGGGAAGCCGCACAGCCCGCUCAUCCCAGCUCCGUAGUUCGGAGGGAGUGUGUCAUGUUACAGGGGAGCCACGAUCAGCCAGAGCACAACGUCGCCGGAGCAGCUGAGAAUUACCUCUUUCUAAUGGGGACUUUCAUGUGCGAGCUCCUGGCCAGUCUGCAAAGGAACUGAAACUGGCAGCUUAGAAGGAAACAAAACCCAACCAGCGAACCAAAAGACUGAAACAUAGAAGAGGGGAAAGAAAAAAAAAAUCCUGAUCAGAUUUUUUCCCCCCUCCCACUCUUUGCUGCAGUUGGAUUUUUUUUUUUCUUCUGCAUCCCUUUUAUGUGUGUGUGGUUUGUUUUUAUUUCGUAAAGAUCUCUCCCAUCCACUUCUGUCGUUAUUGCUGUUGUCAUUUGCUGCCACUGGGAUCUCCUCUUGGACGCUCUUUUUUCUAUGCCUUCUGGAUUGUGCUUCUUGGAGUAGGAGUGAGGCUUUAUUUAUUCUAUUUAUUUAUUUAUUGUUUCUCAGGACAGGGAGGGAAUGUUGGAGGAGAAGAGCUGGAAAGGCGUCAGCGAAGCAGCUUUUGACAGGGCGUGCGUGGCUACCCCCAGGACCAACGACAGGGAGAGAUGCUGCCGCCUCCCUCUCCUGCUGGGCUCGGGGCUGCCCGGUAUCUCCCUGCUUUCUCUGGUGCUUAGCCUCCUGCUGUACUUUCGGACCUCUGAUCUGCAGUCCCGGGUGUCCCACUUGGAAGCAGACAGACCCACACAGAUCCCUGCCUGGCUCUCAGCAGACCAAAUGGAGACCGCUAUUUUGGGAAGAGUUGACCAACUGCUUGAUGAGAAAUUAAAGUUCCAUUUGCCAAGGUAUCGAGAAGUUCGAGAUACACACCAGCGAUGCAACUGCCCAGCAGGUCCACCUGGCCUUACAGGAAGACCAGGGCUCCCGGGAGACAAAGGUGCGAUGGGGAUCCCUGGACGGCCGGGAUUAAAAGGGCAACCCGGAGAGAAGGGUGCUCCAGGAGAAGCAGGCAUGUCUAUCAUCGGGCCCCGUGGUCCACCCGGACAGCCUGGAACAAGAGGUUUUCCUGGAUUCCCGGGCCCUAUCGGCUUGGAUGGCAAACCGGGUUACCCUGGACAGAAGGGGGAGAUGGGUGCUGCAGGUCCCAGGGGACAACCCGGACCCCCAGGACAAAAAGGAGAAAAGGGUCAGUGUGCAGAGUACCCACACAGGCUGUUGCCUCUCCUCAAUUCAGUGCGGCUGGCUCCACCUCCGGUCAUAAAGAGACGCACUUUCCAGGGUGAACAAGGACAAGCAGGAAUCCAAGGUCCUCCAGGCCCCCCUGGUCCACCAGGGCCUGCUGGACCGGCUGGACCCGAAGGAAUCCCAGGGCAGCCUGGGCCAAUUGGACCACCUGGCAUAGCUGGAGAACCUGGGAAGCCUGGCAGAGAUGGAAAGGGCUUACCUGGGCCUCCUGGACCAAAGGGGGACCCUGGGAUUCAGGGAUACCCUGGCAGAAAGGGUGAGGUGGGUGAAUCAGGCCUGCCUGGUGCACAUGGGCUCCCUGGAGCUACUGGCCCCAAGGGUGAAAAAGGGGACACUGGCAUAAAGGGGGAGAGAGGCAUGCCAGGGCUGCCAGGAAGACAUGGCACUAAGGGUGCUCCUGGGGUGGCCACCGCAGGGAUGAAGGGUGAGCCCGGGACUCCAGGAGAAAAGGGUGAGAAGGGACGAGCUGGUGACCCUGGGCUUCCGGGACUCCCUGGCACUAAGGGAGAGAAAGGAAAUGCUGAGAAUGCCUUGGUGGGAGGUAAAGGAGAACCUGGCCCUCCAGGUCUGCCUGGGCCUCCUGGACCAAAGGGAGAAGCUGGUGACAUCGGUCGGCCUGGUGCUGCAGGGUCACAGGGGCAAAAGGGAGAACCUGGUUCACCGGGAGCCCAGGGACCCAUGGGCCCAAGGGGCCCCAAAGGAGAGCCUGGGAAGGAUGAAAUGAUGGACUAUGAUGGUAACAUCAGCGAAGCUCUCCAGGAAAUACGAACUUUGGCCUUGAUGGGACCCCCAGGACUUCCAGGUGUGGCUGGGCCUCCAGGGCCUCCAGGACAGAAGGGUGAAAUUGGCUUGCCAGGUCCCCCAGGCCAUGACGGAGAAAAGGGACCACGCGGCAAGCCUGGAGAAAUGGGCCCCCCUGGCCCUCAUGGACUACCAGGAAAGGAUGGACCCCCUGGAAUAAAGGGAGAACCAGGCCAUACUGGGGUCACAGGAGAAAAGGGUGAUAAAGGAGAGCCAGGACAAGCUGGCUCACCAAUAUCUGGACCCCCUGGACCCCAAGGCCCACCAGGACCUCCAGGUCUUCAGGGUCUCCCAGGACCGAAGGGGGAAGCAGGGAUUGAUGGAAUGAAAGGAGAGAAGGGUGCCCAGGGUGAAAAAGGAGACAGAGGGCCACUGGGAUUACCCGGUGCUUCAGGUUUAGACGGCAGGCCUGGACCACCGGGUACUCCAGGACCAAUUGGGGUUUCAGGACCAGCAGGACCAAAAGGAGAAAGGGGUAGUAAAGGAGAUCCUGGAGUUGCAGGACCAAUGGGGCCAGCAGGGCUUCCUGGUUUACAAGGUCUACCUGGGGACAAAGGAAUCCGAGGGGAGAGGGGCAAGAAAGGCUCUAGAGGGUCUAAAGGGGAUAAGGGAGACCAAGGAGCGCCUGGAUUAGAUGCACCCUGUCCGUUGGGGGAAGAUGGCCUUCCAGUUCAAGGCUGCUGGAAUAAGUGAUGAUUCUAACCCUGGACUGGCCUGUGUGUGUUACUGUACAUAGAAUAUUUAUUUUUAUACAGUGUUCUUCUCUGACAUGCCAAAAGUUAUGCAUUUUUACAAAUUAUCAAAAAACUGCGUAUUUUUUGUACAGAAAAUUCUAGAUCUCCCUUCUUCCCCAUUUCUCAGUUCUCUGUAUAAUUCUAUGUCUGCUUUAUGCUUGUUUUGUCAUGGAGUACAGCUGUAAUAUUUACAUGAUAUUUGUGCCCACAUGAUGAAUAUAGGAACUUAAUAAAUUAUUGCAUUGAAAGUGCCCGAAGGAACUGCCCUGUAUAGAUUUAAAGAUCAUUUUCAUUUUCCAAGCUGGAAUCAUUCAUGAAUAUUUCACAAUAUUACGUGUUUUUUAUUAAAGCGAAAUAGUAACAAUUUUGUUGUGACUAAAACCUCCCAGUAGCCACUGUACACUGGGAAUGUAGAGAUUCCAUGAUUAAUAACUAUCAGACAAGGACUGUUUCUCGAUCAGAUUCAGAGCACCAAGCACAGUCCCCUGCCAGCUCCUCAAGAGGCUGAUCCUUGGGCAUGCAGGAAUGGUAACACCUUCUCCAGGAGCUGUGGAGUUACCUUGUACAAAGAGAAUCUCUUAGUCUCUUGUCUCUGGCUAAAAUGGAGCGCUUCCCGUGAGCAGGAAUAACCCUCAGGACGAUGAGCCGUGGUCAGCAAGAAAUUCUAAGAUCUUUCUAAAUUGCAGGCCUGCGAGUAGCUGCAUUAAAGCCUAUGGCAGAAUACUUUGAUGAUAUCCUAAUGGGUGUUUAGUGCAGAAAGCAAUCCACGUGGCUUUUUUUUAAAUGUGAACCAAAGGUCGCAUGCAGAUUUGCAGUGUCAUUAAUAAUUUGCAUCUGUGCAUCUUAAUUAUCCCUCCUGACCUCCCUUUGUUAAUGCCUCAAGUCUGAACUACCCAUCAAGAAAAUGUAUACUACUAGACCAAAGUGAACAUCACAAUAUACUUUUCUUAGAAAAUGAGCAAAGGAGUGAAAGGCUAAAUCUACUCCCUGAAACAUGUCCCCUUUCCUUGACCCUUCAAGUAAGGGGGAAAGCCAGUUUGCAACCCAGAAGUUUCUGGGUGAUAGAGAGAAGUGUCAGUAUUUAAAGAUCCCUGCAGAGAUCAAUUACCCACAAGCAGUAAUUCAUUAGUUACGAUUGAGACACUAAGGUCCUGCUCUUGACACAGCCACUACAAAAGGAGCUAAGCACCCUCUCUCACAGCACCACUGCAUAGCUUUUACCAUCAGAGUUCCUACAGUGUUGUACAUACGGAUCACAGGCUGUGCUCACAACAGCUUCCCCUGGCUGCAGCUGUGUCAGCCGAGGUGGUCACCACAACCACCUCCUGCACUCUGUUAGUCAUCUGUUUACAAACUAUUACUUUUUUCCAACUGAUUCCACACAGCCUUUUAGCACCACCAGAGCACGAUAGAGGGAGAGAUGUGAUUCUCUUGUCCACAACGCCCUGCAGGGACUGCCCAUGGAAAGGAGCCCAGCCCCUGACUGCUGCAAUCCAUUUGUCACUUUACCCUUUCAGAAACUCAUUGGACUUUAUUUAAACACCAGUGAGGUUUCUACCACCCUGUGUCUCCAGCCUCCCCUUCCUACAGGCUGUUCCUGACUCAGAUUGCUCUCGCAGUUUGGAAACUCCUUGCAACUUUCAACCUAAACUAAUUCAUGGUAUUCAGAACCAUUUCUUCUCAUGCCAACAUUGUCCUUUGGAUGAAACUUUUCCAUGCAUGAUGUUCUCAUGAGAUGCUUGGAGAAGCCGAAAUGGCACAGAAAGAAAAAGAACAGCAGAGCUGUGAGGGAUUCUUGUUUGGUUUCUCAGUAAUGUAUCUCAUUAAUGUAAGACCCACUCCCUGUUAGAAGUCUUUGCAGCUGUGAAGCUAAUUGGAACAGCACUUUUUAAAUGAAUGCAACACAAUUGUGCUGUUUUAAUUGUACACCUGUUAACUACAAAACAGUUACUAAAGACCCAAACAGGCAUACUGGUGGUGUCUUGUUUUUGGAAAGUUAUGGUAGUAGCAGCAGUGAAUUUCUACCCAUCUUGUAGCGCUCAGCCCACAAGGUAGGUGGUUUGGAUGCUUCAGCUCCUUAAAAUGAUGGCUCUCUUUAAUCCCCCAAAACUUACAGCUCCCUUACGGAACCUGUCAGUGUUUCCUGUUCCCUUUGGUGUCAGUAGUGUAUUUUUGGUUUGUAACUUACUUGUGAUCGCACUGCAUGGGAUUGCCUUUGCUUGAGUUGUCUGAGCUAAAAGCAAACAGAGUGUACAUAUGUUAUGUUGUCUUGACACUGCUACUGAAAGGUAGAGGAGUCUUAAGAGGCUGUUGCAUCUGGUUUAUUUCUUGGGCUGGUUUUCAUCUGAUAUAGUGGUGAGAAAGCUUUUACCUGAGGCACAGGGGACCUUGAAAUGCAGUUGCCAGAACUCUUGAAAGUACCUGAGCUGUGUCAGCAAAGAGGCAGGGAAUGAGGGAUAGGCUGAGCAAAGGAGUUUGAAUUUUUUGUACUUCCAGCUUUGCCCCAGUGUAACUCUUCUGUUACCAGUGGAGAUGCUCCUGACUUAGGAGCUACAAGAGGCUUUGGUGUCACAGCUUCUAUAGCACUUACCUACUUUCUGUCAGCAAAACGCAGACACACACAGAGAGUGUCAACACAUGUUGUUAUCUUCAUGUCUUUUUUCUUCUUUGUCUUCAUUAUUUUGAAUCAUUCUGUCCAUAUCAUUGGUUUGGUUUCAAAUUAGCUGCUGGACUCUAAAGAUGCUUUAUGUGGGCAGCAGAAUCCAUGACCUUACAAGACUUGUUUAAUGUCCUUUGGCACACCCUGAAAAAGCUGAACACAUUUUAACAAGAAGCAUUUUUAGACCUUUCUGAAUAUGAUAGUUUGGAGGAUAGUCUGCUGACUUGGAAAACUGUUUCAUUUUUACUUUCCUUUGAAAACCAACAGCUCCUUUUCCAUCUUGGCAAAAGGAAUUGCUAGGCUCCAGCUGUAAAGAAAACUCUGCUCUUGGAGCUAAUUCUCAAGGGUGCUGAGGUAGCUGAUUCACACUGGGUUUUUUAGGAAGCAGGUAUCUAAGUGGGAGUUGUACACCAAAAUGCUUCUGUGACACUAAAUGCUGAUAGGUGCUGCCUAGUGUGUAUGAGUAUUUCAUCAAUCCCACAGUGCCUCUCUAGGUUUUGCCUCUGUUGGGCAUUGAGUUGUGAGUGUCUCACACAGCUGAGUACCAAGAGAACACAGCACUUCAGGCAGCAUAUGCAGAGGGAGAGGGAAAGGACCUGAGAUUAUCUGCAGCAUUUGUUUAGAAGGUGAAACAUAACUGCUCUAGUGCUGGGGAAAAACUAUAUGUAAGAUACCUGCUCACCUAUCAUAAGGGUCAGAAAAUGGUGAAAAACAUUCCCUGUGGCUGCUACAGGUCACAACAUGUUUUCACUGUACUAGAUAACCAUUUCAGAUGGCUGUUCCUACAACACCUGAUACCAGUAUAAUCUCAUUGGCCACUGGUGAUGAACCAGAGGUUGUGAAUCAGUGAAAUUUCACUGAUCAGCUGCUCUUUCCAAACAUGAGUGCUUUGCAUUUCAAGAGGAACCUCAAAGGCAAAAGCUGGGCUUGCACCACCCUGAAUGUGACAGCUCAGUUUCAGGAGCCAUCUCUACUAAAACCUGUAACUGGGUUGCUGUCACUGAUGAUUAUUGCUGUUAAUUCUGCCUGGCCGCUUUCAUGUGAAACCAUUUGUGUGCCACUUCAAGGGUCAAACUCCUUGGCUGAUAGCCAAAAAGUGAGACAAGUCUGAGGGUGGAGAAGCUUGGGAAAUGACAGCACAAUGGAAGGAGAAGAAGGACCUUCUUGAAGAUUUGCUGGAGAUGUUUUGCAAGUUCCCUCCCUGGAGCUUGGGAAGAGUUCUUCAACUGCACACCAGGAAUCUGUGCCAGAUGCUGCCUGCUGGGGCUGCAGGAGCUUGGCGUGCCAACGCUUUCUGUUUUGCUUUCUGUACUCUCCCAGAGGCCAGAGGCAGGGUUUGAAAAUGACACCAUUUAUAUUCCUUUUCUUUGGUCAUUUUCACUUCUUUCUAUUAUUGUGGUAAGACUCUUUGGAUGAAGAAUUGGGCUCAUUUUCCAGCAGGCGCUGUAUAAAUGAGUGCAAGACAUGGACAAUAUUUCAGGGGGGGAUCCUUUGAUGCAAGAAAGAAAUCCUUCUUGAACAAUUAUCUUCAGAAAAGUCUGAACCCCCACGUUAGUUCAGAGUGCUGCUCAGAGAGGAUGUGGAAAGCUUUUUGCUACCGUUCUGAUUGCUGACUUUCACCUACAUCAUUGAUGAUUCCGUCUCUAACCUUUUCAUCACAAACUUUCUUCUCCUGUUAAUUAUAAAAAAGUGACGUGUGUUUUUUGCCAAAAAGGGAAAAAGCACGCUGGGUUGUGAAGACAUUAAAUACUUUUGUCAGAGGAGGAGAAUGUGGAGCGUGGAAAAAAACCCUGGUUUCACUGAAUAAUUCCUUUGCUUCCUGUACUUCUGCUUUGGUUUCCACCAUGCACACUGGAUGCAUUUUGUCUGGAGCCCUUUGGAAGUGUUAUUUUGCUGGCCCAUUAAGGCCCUUUUGUGGGUAUGUCUAAGCAGAUGUACUUCCAGAUGGAGAAUGAGGAUCGUUAGAGUCUUUCAUACAUACAGUGAAGAAAAAUAAAGAUAUGGCAAAGUGCUGAGGGGUGCAGAGGACGUUUCCCAGCUGCCUGAAGGGCAGGAUAUACAACUCGGGAUACUUUGUACCAACUGCUGCGCAAAUUUGGCGUCCUUUGCUCGGCUCCCAUUGCUGAAGGUUAAAUUCUGUUCGUGUGUAAGCUAUGGGGUCUUCCCCCUAGAGCUCUUGCAAUUUAUCUUUAAAAAUGCUAAAAUUAAUUAUUAAGUGCAUAUCUUAUGAACAUGACUCAUAACAUUUCUUGUUCACUGAGAACAUUGGGAAUCCCACUUGCCCAAGCACUAAAACACAUAUUUAACUUUGAAUGUGUGAUUCCUUUUGGCCUAACUGAUGCUAUUUGCAUAAUUUAAGUACUCUGGUGAACCAGGGCCAUUAUUAUUAGAGUUAAUGAAUGAUAUUAUCUAAAUCAUUAAGCAGAACCAAAUGGUACGCUAUUCACAUUACAGUUCAGAGAGAAAGUGCUGACUUCAAGUUAAAAGUUAUGUCUUUUAAAUCAGAGCAAGUCCAGAAGGCAAUAGCCUUCCUUCAGCCACCCUUUGUCAGCUCAGCUGGAAUAAUCCUGACCUUUGGAUAAGGACAGCUGUAGCUGGCACCCAUUUCUUCUCAUUGGUGAGGGGAAGGUCUACUGUUAAAAUAAUUCCAGGAUUACAAAGAAGUUCUGCUUUCAGUUCAUCUGAAGAAUAGCAGUUCUUUAAGACUUCUAACAGAGGUAUUCAGCAAGUGGAGUAUUGGGGCACGAAACUGUUUCAGUUAGAAACCAGUCUGAUGAAAGGGUGAAGUUAUUUCAUUUGUAUUUUUUAUUUUUACAUUUUUUUUGUGGGGGGCAGAGGGAGAACCUGACCAGAACUGCAGGCGGUAGGUGCGCUUUUUUCCUUCUUUUGUAAUGAAAACAAUUAGAUCUAUAGUUUGAUAAUGUGACUUUACUUUUUAUUAAUGAUUGGGGCGGGGGGGAUUUGUUUGCUCUUUAGUGUUUUCUUCUAGGUAUAUUUCUAAUGGGCUUUUGGAAUAAGUGUGUAAAAAUUCCUCACCCAAAAUGUCCUAAGGACAUUCCUACUGUGUUUUCUCUCCCUGAGUUCAGUAGCAAAACGGUGCUUUCUAGAGGUGAACCAGUUUUCAGUGGUGAUAAUCCAUCCAUGCAGGCCACCCCCAGGGACCAGGUACCAGUGACCUCUCCCAGACAAAACGGUGUCUCCAAAACACUUGUACAUUUACACAGCUGAAAAGGGCUAUGGCAGGGACCACUCUAUUGCAAGUGGUCUCCCCCGACCUUAGGAGGUCUGUCAGGAAGCAGUUAGUCUGGCAAGAGUCGCUGUGUCCUCCUCAGCAGCAUUCUAGAGCCUGAGCUCCCAGGCUUAGCUACAGAGCUCGGGAAGAGCAAGUAAAAGAAACGUUUUUCCUUGAGAAUGGCAAGUUCUUGGUAGGUACCCAUGAAAGUGUUGUUGUCUCUUCCUGUUGUUUUCCCCUCCUCUAAAUCCAGCAAUGCACCCCCUUUACCUUUAGGCUUUGCUUCACGCUGAGUCUACACUCAAAUUCUUUGCUGGAUGAGGGUCUCCUUUUACACUUUUUUGGGGUUGGGUUGCUUUUACGUUAAGGGUUGGUUUUUUCCCCUCUGCUUUUGUCCCUGUUGCUUCCAGAUCUUUGUCCCAGACAAAACAGCUACCUUAUUUCUUUCAUUUUCUGAAGACCUGUUGGUCACAUUUGGAUCACUUUCCCACUUACUUGUAUUAUCUACCCUUCCUGUUGUACUUCCUCCCUUCUUAUACCCCUUUGUUAUUGAACAUUUUGACCCGAUGAAAACAUCCAGGCAAAACAUGCAUUAAACCUGUGGAUGUUUGUGGGUAUUUUUUGGAGUUGACUGCAAAGCUUCUUGUGUUUAAAAUGCUAGGUAGCCAGACCAGUUUAGCUUUGCAAAUUUCUUACGACUUUGUUUGCUUGUUGAAGUUAUUAAAUAAAUUUGUUCUUUUUUAAAUCAGACUCAGAAUUACUCAAAAUACUGCAGAUUUUUUCUUUUACAGAAAAAACUGCUAACACUUCUUUUUGCUGCAAAACAUGGCUUUGUUGACCUGCUGUCACAAGGUUUAGUAGGUCAGACAUGUUAAGGAUAGGUAUGAGAGGACUGGUUGUGAAACUUAUGGGGUGGGACUAGCAUUCUUGCUUUCCAUUGCACACUGUUUGUCAGUCCAUUGACUCUGGCAGGGGUGUGCUGGGAGGGUGAAAUUCCAUUUUAUGAUAAUUCCAUUGUUUUUUCACAGCAAUGUUUCAAAAUAUUGCUUCAGUACAUCUUCUUUCUACUCUCCUGCAGAGAUUUGCUUUUACUCUCAUGUUGCACACCACCAGCAGUGCCACAGACCAAGCAGUUUCGCCCUUUUUGGGUCUUCUAAAGGGACUGUGCUAGCUCCUGAAAUUCCACAGCUGUUUCUGCAGCGGUUUUAAGUCAGUGAAAAGGAGAAAUAGAUAUUUGGCAGCAAGACUGGGUAGGUCACCAUAAGCAGAAUCUUUCUCUGAGCCUGGCUCCUAGCUAUUCGCUUGUUGCCUUCUCCAUUACCAUCCCCUCACUGUGCCAACAGAGCUGUCUGUGUGGUCACAGACUGACCCUGCUGAGAACCGAUCUACCUUAAAAACCAGCCCCUCAAAACAACAGAGUACCUAAAGUGAGAAAGCAAAAGGGAAAGCUUAUGCCAGCGUGGCCACAGAAGUGCGUGUGGACCUGCAGCCUGUGACUUCACUAGGGGCAGAGGCAUGCAAGUGGGCAUGAAGAAGGGAGGUGGAGCAGAAGCAGCAGACAAGGCACCACAGGAGAGGCCUCCAGUGGCCUAAUCUAGGCUUCUUCUCAGCUGCAGCGUGCACUUAAUGCUAAAUCAUUCUUUACACUUUAACCAAACAGGAUUACUCUGUUAUUCCUUCUUGUCCCUCACCAUUUAAAUAUUAAUGUAGAGUAAAUUGGGGCAGAAUGUUGUCAUGUUUCUUCCUGCCCUGAUAAAAGGAGGACUGGGAGCAUCCCCUUCAUGCAGGGUGUAAUAGCCUGACUCCACAACAGUCUCAUUGUUCUUCAUGAUGCAAAAUUAACUCCGGAUGUUGAACAGCACAGUAAUGGGAGGGAGGUUCUGAUUUAUGGGGAAAGCCUGCAGGUAUCAUGGGCUCCUCAAAGGUACAAUUUGCAGUGCCAGAUUUGCAGGCUAUAUCUAUGUUACUAAUUGGUGCAGUAUGAGAAGAGUAGGUCUAAAGAGCAAAACAGGUCCCCACCAAGGAACUAUCUGGUUUCAGGAGGCUUAAUUUUUGACUGCUCUAGUCUGGCUUAGGGGUUAGUGAACCACUGAUCACUCCCAUUAGUAGCUGGGAUGCAGGACGUGUGCUACUGGAGCUCACCUUCUGGUUCUGUUUUAUCUAGCAGGAAUCCAUUUGGUGUAUUCAGAGACUAUUUUGUGCUAUGAUCCAAAGCACAACAUGUGGACACGAUCUAGAGGUUUGCUUUGAAGGUGCAGCUCUGGUCUGGAACGUGGUGCCAAUACAACAUGCACUACACCAUGCUCUGAACCAUGCUGUGCCAUGUGGGAGCCUGUCUUGCCAAGUGGGUGGGAGCAGAAUGUUGUCCACCCUUGUGAGUCAGCUCUACCAAGCAAGCUGUGUGGUGCCAAGACACCCUGUUAGCAUUUGUAGUCCUCAGAGCAAUAGGAAACUGCCUCCCGUGUGUACCUUCCCCACUCCUGGAAUGCUUGAGUCAUUGGCACUGCCUCUGUUUCUCAUCUUCAUAGAAUUUGGACACCAAAUUCUCUGAUAUAGGGACACUUUCUGUCAAAGAUCUGUUCAUCAGCCAUCAGUCAAACAUGAAUGGCCUAAUCCCUGCAGGAGAAGGAUUUCUGAAGCAAUUUGUUCUUGUUACAUACCUGAUUUCCUUGACUUUUGCAAGAUAUUUUACUACUCUUCCCCCUUUGGUGGCAUAGAAUGUACAAUAUUUAAUAUAUCUGUAGUGAAGUGAUGAGUCAUGAGUAGAUCUUGUCAGGGCAUUGUUUCUGCAUAUCUCUUACAUACACUGACUGUUGGAGUCAUUUAAAUCUGAAUACACUUUUUACACUUUUUUUAUAUUGAACUUUUUAGCCUGUAUAUUAAAUAUCCAAUGCUAUUUAGCAUUCAUUAAUGUAAGUGCUGUAAUAUACUUUUUGUGUUACCAGUAAUUAUUACUGUCAUUGUAUUGAUUCUAAGACAUUAUUUUGACUUCUUUUGGUAGAGUUUAGCUACUUGGAAUUUUUUGGCCUUCAAAAGGAUUCCAUACUAAAUAACCGCUAGAAUGAAGAGAAGAAAGGGCUGUUCUUUCCCACAAUCUUUUUAACCUCAGUAGGAGCUUCUUCAGCUAAAAUGAGCAUUUGCUUUUACUUUUCAACCUCUUCCUUGCUAAUGUGAUAACAUUGAUUUGCUUUGUCUUUUGAUCCUGGAAAUUCUGAAUUCCAUGUUGACCAUUUCUAUCAAUACUGUAGAAAACCAGAGACAGCUGUUCCAUAAAGCGUUACUGAUCAUAACAACUAAAAUACUGUAAUUAGUUUGCUUUUCUCUACUAAUCUUUUUCCACUAUUAAGUUUUUUUAGCAAGUGAUACGUGUGAUAACAGUUGAGAAGACAUUAAAGGAUUAAACACUUCACAUAUACAAGGAGAGGGAUUCAGCUGAAUUAUUUCCAUCUCUAUGAAUGAAAAAUAGCUUAUGAACUUUUAUGUCAGAACAAACGCUGUGCCCUGGAUACCUCUUUCUUGUGUCCACUACCUAAUCCAGUGGUUUCAGUGAAACCACAUCUGUCCUUGGAACUAGGGGAAAUUUAAAGAACUCCCUGAAUCACUGCUCAGUACUAAAUCAAGUUCAGUUUUGUAAAAGAAAACUGCUUCAUAAUUAUGGCAUCCUUAAAGCAUUUCCACCUUCUUGUAGAAGAUGGAGAGUUUGUAUGUUUAAUCCAUGAGUAUCCAUUUAUCAGAUACAGAAAUAGUGCUCAUUUGAUUCAGAAGUGAUAUUUUAUAUUAUGAUGAAAACUGCUACACAAGAGCUGUAUAUUGCUAUUUAAAUACCUUAGCCUAUUCACUACAUCAUUAUGAGAAUACAGAUGGGAGAUUCCAGGACAAAGUUAAUUUAGGAAAUGGACUUUUGGAAAACGGAAGGAGGGAUUGAAAAAGCAGACCAGGAGGUAAUGAACUUGUCUUGGACUGGAUGGUUGUUACAAUGGUAAAUGUGGCACUGUAUUUAAAGUGUCAUCCCAUAAUUUUCCAAGAGGAGUCUGAUGAAUUCCCUGUGCCUUGUGUUGAAGCUUUACACCUUUGUGUCAAUGCUUUAGUAAGGUUUCUAUUUUAAUUUGUGUGCCGUACAUAUUCCAGUACAAUCUUCAUUUGUUACACACGAUGUACAUACUUUCUUCUCCCUUUUGUAAAGAUAGCUGUUUACUUACAUAGUUUGUCUUUUGUAAAUGACAGCUAAUGCAAAUAAUAAACCAUAAAGUCACUUAA
Molecule: messenger RNA, 12979 nt
Organism: Melopsittacus undulatus (budgerigar)
Lineage: Eukaryota; Metazoa; Chordata; Aves; Psittaciformes; Psittaculidae
Gene: COL13A1
Product: collagen type XIII alpha 1 chain
Exons: 42
Coding region: 571-2790 (739 amino acids)
Source: RefSeq, a predicted model, not a curated record